This is a messenger RNA of Ramularia collo-cygni, 1347 nucleotides long. RefSeq names its product related to monocarboxylate transporter. The transcript is spliced from 4 exons. The coding region runs from base 1 to 1347 and encodes 448 amino acids. NCBI's taxonomy places the organism in Eukaryota, Fungi, Ascomycota, Dothideomycetes, Mycosphaerellales, Mycosphaerellaceae. Gene Ontology annotation, molecular function: transmembrane transporter activity. Gene Ontology annotation, cellular component: fungal-type vacuole membrane. Gene Ontology annotation, biological process: transmembrane transport. The record is from RefSeq and is a predicted model, not a curated record.
AUGUAUCGUGACAAACAUGUCACAGAUGCAGACAGUAGACCACAGGAGGCGGCAUCUGAAGUCAGUCUACGAUCAGCCCUUGCUCUAGCAGACAGUAGACCACAGGAGGAGGCAUCUGAAGUCAGUCUACGAUCAGCCCUUGCUCUAGCAGGCAGCUUUCUGGGAUACUUUUGCACCGUCGGUUUCGUGAAUGCAUAUGGCGUGUUCCAGCAGUACUACACAGCGCACUACCUCCCAACGUACUCCAACUUUCAAAUCUCCUGGAUCGGCUCCUUUCAAGCAUUCAUGGUCUUCGCAUGUGCCCCUCUGGCCGGCGUGCUCUCGGAUCGAUACGGUCCCACGAUUCCCAUCCUGAUCGGAUCCAUAUGUCAGAUAGUGGCAGUCUUCAUGACAUCACUCUGUCAUGAAUAUUAUCAACUCUUCCUCGCCCAGGCCGUCCUCCUCGGUGCCGGCAUGUCGCUCAUUGCCAUUGCCACCACAACAAUGGUCCCCCUGUACUUUGCACGAAACAGAGCUUUCGCACAAGGCGUCUCGGUCAGCGGCUCCAGCCUCGGUGGCGUUCUCUGGCCCAUUGCAUUGGAUCGGAUGUUGAACAAGGACGGCAUCUCUUUCGGCUGGACAAUGAGAAUCGUCGGCUUCAUCAUGACACCCCUCCUAGCUCUGACAAUUGUAUUCGUCCGACGACCUCGUGUCACCGUCACUACAACAGACAUUACCCUCGCAGAGAGUGGUGAUGUAAGACAACAACCCAAGGCGAAGAAGAAAGAUCUCUCCAGUCUCAAACAACCGACCUUCAUCCUCCUCUGCUGCGGCCUCGCAGUGACAUAUCUCGGAUUCUUCGCCCCCAUCUUCUACGUAUCAAUCUACGCCACGCACCUCGGCUUCAGCGAAAACUUUGCCUUUUACACAGUUUCCAUCCUAAACGCCGGCUCCCUCUUCGGAAGAAUCCUCCCAGGUCCACUAGCAGACAAAUACGGCCAAUUCAACGCCCUAAUGAUCUCCGCCGUGAUUUCCGGCCUCGUAGUUUUCUGCUGGACAGAAGCGACCAGUAAAGCAGGAUUAAUCAUCUGGACUUUUGCGUAUGGAUUCACUUCGGGUGCGAUUUUGAGUUUGCAACUUGCUUGUGCUACUGUAUUUGUUAGUCCCGAUUGUGCGGGUGCUGCGGUCGGUCUCGCGUUGGGAAGUGUGAGUUUGACGGGACUGUUUGGGACGCCUAUUGCUGGGCAAUUGGUUGGAAAGGGGUAUGUUGCUUUGUCGUGUUUUGCUGCUGCGACGCUUAUGGUUGGGGGGUUUUUGAUUGGUGCUGCGAGGUUUAUGAGGAAUCGAGGUUUGUUUGCGAAGGUGUGA